CCGGAUGGUGUUCGUGUAGAGGAAGUUUUGUUUUCCGAGUUUUCCGUCCGUGUCGACUGACUGGCUGCUAAGUUAAUGCUCUCAAAAGAACACGAAAUGAUAUAUUAUUAUUAAUUGCAUUACCGGCAACCGCUCGACUGUUCACGGAGAGAAUAAAAGCCCGAGCUGUUUGAAGCGGCGCGGCGCUACACUUCAGAGUAAUCCGAGAGCACCUUCCUGCUAAGCUAACAUUACCUAGCUAGUUAGCGCGGCUAGCGGUAGGCUCUGGUUUGCGUUGUGUUGAAGGGGCUCUCCGAGCUAACGAAGCCAUGGGGAACCGGGGUAUGGAGGACCUGAUUCCCCUGAUCAACAAGCUUCAAGACGCGUUCAGCUCCAUUGGCCAGAGUUGUAAUUUAGACCUUCCUCAGAUCGCUGUGGUCGGUGGACAGAGUGCUGGAAAAAGCUCAGUCUUGGAGAAUUUUGUUGGCAGGGACUUUCUUCCUCGCGGAUCAGGCAUUGUUACCCGUAGACCUCUCAUUUUGCAGCUGGUCAACAAUAAAGCAGAAUAUGCUGAAUUCCUGCACUGCAAAGGGAAGAAGUUUGUGGACUUUGAGGAGGUGCGGGCGGAAAUUGAGUCGGAGACCGACAGGAUAACAGGCUCCAACAAAGGCAUCUCUCCCAUCCCAAUUAACCUGAGGGUCUACUCCCCACACGUGCUGAACCUGACCCUGAUCGACCUACCGGGAAUGACUAAGGUUGCCGUCGGAGAUCAGCCCGUAGACAUCGAGCACCAGAUCAGGGACAUGUUGUUGCAGUUCAUCACCAAGGAGAGCUGUCUGAUCCUGGCCGUCACCCCUGCCAACACUGACCUGGCCAACUCGGAUGCUCUGAAGAUCGCCAAGGAGGUGGACCCACAGGGUCUGCGUACCAUUGGUGUUAUAACAAAACUGGACCUGAUGGAUGAAGGGACAGAUGCAAAGGACAUCCUAGAAAAUAAACUCCUGCCACUGCGUAGAGGCUACAUCGGUGUAGUGAACCGCAGUCAGAAGGACAUAGAUGGGAAGAAAGACAUUCGUGCUGCUCUGGCUGCAGAGAGGAAGUUCUUCCUGUCCCACCCUGCCUACAGACAUAUAGCAGAGCGUAUGGGCACACCACAUCUACAAAAGACACUCAACCAGCAAUUGACCAACCACAUCAGGGAUACUCUGCCUGGUCUGCGCAGUAAGCUGCAGAGUCAGCUCCUCUCUCUGGAGAAGGAGGUGGAGGAGUACAAGAACUUCCGUCCAGAUGAUCCAACACGCAAGACCAAGGCCUUGUUGCAGAUGGUGCAGCAGUUUGGUGUGGACUUUGAAAAGUGCAUUGAAGGCUCCGGGGACCAGGUGGACACCAAUGAGCUAUCGGGUGGUGCAAAGAUCAACCGCAUCUUCCAUGAACGCUUCCCCUUUGAGCUGGUCAAGAUUGUUUUUGACGAGAAAGAGCUAAGGCGAGAAAUCAGUCACGCAAUCAAGAACGUCCAUGGUGUCAGAACGGGGCUGUUCACUCCAGACCUGGCGUUUGAGGCCAUCGUGAAAAAGCAGAUCGUUAAGCUGAAAACGCCCUGUCUCAAAUGUAUCGAUCUGGUCAUUCAGGAGCUCAUCAACACAGUCAGGCAGUGCACCAACAAGCUAAACUCCUACCCCAGGCUGAGAGAGGAGACGGAGAGGAUUGUAACCACCCACGUCCGAGAAAGAGAAGGGAAGACUAAGGACCAGGUUCUGCUGCUGAUUGACAUUGAGCUGUCCUACAUCAACACCAAUCAUGAGGACUUCAUAGGCUUUGCUAAUCUUGACUACAGAAGGCUGGAUGAUGGUAGCACCCCAGGGUACGGCAACAACAGUGCCCAGCAGAGGAACACAGCUGCGAACAAGAAGAGGGCCAUACCCAACCAGCUUGGCGGACUGGGAGAGGGCCUCGAGGAGAAGGUGAUCAGGAAAGGCUGGCUAACCAUCAACAUCAGCAUCAUGAAGGGAGGCUCUAAGGAGUACUGGUUUGUCCUGACUGCGGAGUCCCUGUCCUGGUACAAAGAUGAGGAGGAGAAAGAAAAGAAGUAUAUGCUGCCGCUGGAUAACCUGAAGAUCAGAGAUGUGGAGAAAGGCUUUAUGUCCACAAAGCACAUCUUUGCAAUCUUCAACACUGAACAGAGGAAUGUGUACAAGGAUCUUCGCCAGAUAGAGCUGGCCUGUGAUUCUCAGGAAGAUGUGGACAGCUGGAAAGCGUCCUUCCUCAGGGCAGGAGUUUAUCCGGAGAAGGACCAGACGGAGAAUGAAGAGGCUGCCCCGGCAGACACAUUCUCUAUGGACCCUCAGUUGGAGCGACAGGUGGAAACCAUCCGCAACCUGGUGGAUUCGUACAUCGGCAUCAUCAACAAAUCCACCAGAGACCUCGUGCCCAAGACCAUCAUGCAUCUCAUGAUCAACAGUGCAAAGGAUUUCAUCCACUCAGAGCUGCUGGCCUACCUCUACUCGUCUGGGGACCAGAACAGCCUCAUGGAGGAAUCGGCUGACCAGGCUCAGCGCAGAGACGAAAUGUUGCGCAUGUAUCACGCACUCAAGGAGGCACUGCACAUUAUUGGCGACAUCAGCACCAGCACCAUCUCCACCCCAGUACCCCCACCCGUAAAUGACACCUGGAUCCAAGAAGCAAGCCCGACCCCUCAGCGCAGGCCGCCUCCUGCAGCAGCCCAGGCCCCCAGCCGCCCGCCUGCUGUUCGGGGCCCAACACCAGGACCACCCAUGAACCCUUCCCCUGCUUUUGGAGCCCCGCUCAACCCCUCACCCGCCUUCGGGGCACCACCAAUCCCGUCUCGCCCAGGCCCACCCAUCAACGCUUUCAACAGCCACCAGGAUCCCUUCAGCGCACCUCCACAGAUCCCCUCCCGGCCAGCCCGCGUCCCACCCGGUGUUCCCAGCCGAAGACCCCCUGGCGCUCCUACUCACCGACCCACCAUUAUCCGCCCUGCUGAGCCCUCCCUGCUAGACUAGACCCGUGGCCAAGCCCACCUUAAGUGUGUGUGUUUGUGUGUGGGUGUGUGUAUCUGCACACUAAAAGGCCAGGUGCGGGGGCUCGAGGGGAGGGGCUGACUGAUAGCCGUGCAUAAUGUGCAUUGUCCAGCCGUAUUAAUAUGUCUUUUCAAGCAAUGUAAUAAGCUGCUAAUACCAUCUUUAUCAGUGCACAUGAACAACACAAGGCCCGUAACCACUUGAAUAUUACAUUUGACUGCUGUGGAAAUUGUGUAAUACAAAAUGAAAACCCAGCUGAUCUGGGUGAUGCAUUUAGCUUCUAUCAGUAGGAGAUGAUGUAUCAUUUUUUUUUUUAUUAUAAUAACUGGUGUAUUUCCUCUGACAAGGUUCCCAGCAUAACUUAUUAACUAUUACAGGCUGGCUUUCCUCUCCCCUCCCGCCACCUUUUUAGAUUGGCCGAGACGCUCAAGUCUAGAUCUCUGUGUAAUAUACACACUUAACCUGUUGUUAAUGUUUUACUGGGUUUUCAUUUCCUAACUGAUUUCAUACUGAACAAUAGCUUAUUAUCAGUGUUGUUAUUUUGGUGGUGCCGAUUACUUUUUUUUUUCCCUCCCCCUUGUGUUAUUUUAUUUGAACGACUUUGUCCUUUUUAAUGAUCGUCAUAAAUGUAGCUUUAAAAAGUAAAAUCCUAAUCUCAGAUAAAAGCAAAGCCUGAAAAGACACAGGGCGGAGUUGCAUAAGACCUCAGAGAGUAGCUUCAGCCCCCGAUGUGUGAAGCAUCCUUCCAAAAUGAAAAGAUGUCAGAUACAUUGACCAUUAUGAUCCAAGCACUUCUAGCCAUGUAGCCUUACAGCACGCCACUCAUAACAGGGAUGUUGUAGUCCGUUAGCAGAACACUAUGCACAAAAAAAAAACCCCGGGAGAGGGAGGGAAACAGGCUGAAGGCUGUCUGCACUUUGUCGGAUGCUUUUCUCUCCAGUAAGUUUUUACAGCCUUGAAUUAUAAUCCCCUUCAGUCUCGGAUGAACCCAGAUGACACCUUCAGCCUUCAGGUAGACUUUGUUCAUUCCUGGAUUAACUGAUUCAUACAGAGCAGAGCACACAGCACAGUUUCCUCUCAGAGAGGAUAAAACGCGGGGUGUACAGACGAGGACGUGAUUCAGAGUAUAAAGAUGGUAUUAAGCAUUUAGGAGUUGGCACAUCUCUUUCUGGCCUUAGUCGUCAAGGACAUUUAUUAUCGCUAUAAGUUCUGCUUCAAUGCAUUUAAUAUAUUGUAUAUAGCUGGCCUAUACUGGGGAGUUAGCACUUGUAUUUCAUUUAAUCACAGGGUGGACAACAAAAACACGCUAUUAAUUCUAAUUGAAGCCCAACACGUUAAAAUGCGACUGUAGUGGUCAUGUUAAAGGAAGCACUAACACUGUCACUUCAUACGUUGGCCUUGGUUGUGGGGAAAAAGAGAUUGGUCAUCUCCUGAUGCAUUAUUUAUAACCUGGGCAUUUGUCAUUUCUUUUUGAUGUUUUUGGUUGCAAUUGUAUCAGCUCUGUACAACUCCCCAGCUUCUCCUGGACUUUUGCUACAGGGAUUAGCUGUCUAGAUGUGUGGGAAAGGCACCCGGGGCUGGACACCAUCUACACAGCUGUGGUUAUUUGAUAAUAAUGAUACCUUUUGAUUGCUCUGUGAGGGUAUUUGACCAUUUUCUUUUUGUUAAAACAUCUUGGGAGUUUGGGGGAAACUGGUCAAGCGGGGAGUGACGUUGGGCUACUAGGAUGUUUUCUGUUUUAGGUUUGAUCAGUAGUUGUGGUGAGCAGGUGGUGGGAUUUGUGGUGUAUGAAGGCACACUCUGUCUAGACUUUUCUCUGUUCUCGCCACAGAGGAUAGAAACUUAAUUAGCCAACCCGACAAGACAAAGAAACGGUAGAGAAUUCAAAACCGUCUCAAACCACAGACUCUUGAGACAGAGUAUGCCUUCUUCUUCCCUUGUAUUCCUCUCCAGGUCUGGCUCUCAGUGACAGUGCCAGCAGGAUUGAAAUAAGUUUAUGAAACCGCUCAGACGCUUUUGAUUGAAGACCCUUCACGUUUCACAAACCCCGGUACACAAAAGUUAGCUCAUGUGAUAAAACUUUUUAUUGGCCAAAGUUUGCUGAAAUCCCGUUGUGCCUGUCACUUCAGCCUGCCCUUGGGAAGCCCAGACUGUAAUGCCCUGUAAUACAUUAGGCUGUGGCGAUACUGCCUUCCUUCCUAAUAGAUGUCCCCUGCCUCCUUCCUCUUUCCUUCCCCUGUCUGGAUCUGGUGGAAGGGGUUGGAAACCAACCUGCAAAAAUCUCUUUUCUUUUUGUUUUGCAAACCCUUGUCAAGUGCCUCUGUAGCAAUUAAUUGAUUUGAAUAAACAUCAUGAACUGAUUUAGGAUGGAGAGUAAAUAAAGAGGUGUUGUGUACAAUAAAGGGACUGGCUCUGGUG
Epinephelus lanceolatus (giant grouper) is the source of this 5435-nucleotide messenger RNA. The record is from RefSeq and is a predicted model, not a curated record. NCBI's taxonomy places the organism in Eukaryota, Metazoa, Chordata, Actinopteri, Perciformes, Serranidae.